This is a messenger RNA of Naegleria lovaniensis, 5637 nucleotides long. RefSeq lists its product as uncharacterized. Gene Ontology annotation, biological process: protein phosphorylation; intracellular signal transduction; cyclic nucleotide biosynthetic process. Bases 1 to 5637 code for a protein of 1878 amino acids. NCBI's taxonomy places the organism in Eukaryota, Heterolobosea, Eutetramitea, Acrasida, Naegleriidae. The record is from RefSeq and is a predicted model, not a curated record. Gene Ontology annotation, molecular function: ATP binding; protein kinase activity. The transcript has 7 exons.
AUGAUUCCUCCAACCUUUGAUUAUACGUCGGAAGAAAACCAACAUGAUGCCGCAGCACGAGACACACAAGCAGAGCCACCACUUAUUGUUGGUGCAAGCCACUUCUCUGGUGGGCCUUCCAUGAAGCAAACCAACAUCACCGUGAAGUUGUCUCCAAAACAUGAGCAAUACUUUACAUUUAGCCUAGGACUGCCUCCAUUCUUUCUACCUGUUAUCGUGGACAAUUUUACAUCUCCCAUUAUUCAUUACGAUCGUAACACAACUCUUGUGAUCACAUGUAAAUAUGUGCCACAAGAAUAUCAAGACUCCUCGACUCUUCCUUUGGACAGCGACACAGUGUACACCGUAAAGAUGUCAUUAACUCCUUCGUCUGUGCCUCAGUUGGAAAAAGAUGCUUCCAUAUCUAGAUAUCUAGAAAAGAAUCUGAAAGCUAAUAAUGUAACUCCCUCAAUUCUUGCCUACCUUAAAGAUUAUUUCAUUAUUGUGAGAGAAUAUAUACCUGGAUCAUCGUUGAAAUGUUUGACUAUGGAAAAACCAACAACAGACCUGGACACUCUCCAAAAGACUCUAGAAACAGCUAUCAACCUAUGCAGAGGUGUUGACCAGCUUCACACAAUGAGAGUAGUUCAUUGCGAUCUGGCUCCUGAUAACAUUAUUUGGAAUCAAUCAACUGUAACAAUUAUUGAUUUUGGCCUCAGCGAGCUAUUACCAUUGUCCAAUCCGUAUGUAUACACCUCAAACCCAAAGGGAAACGCUAGAUACAUGUCUCCAGAAGCAACUGGCCGUCUUCCGAAACCCUUAGGGUUCUAUAGCGACAUUUACAGCCUUGGAUUCAUACUAUUCGAAAUGAUCGCAAAAGACCAUCCGUUUAGUAGCUGUGUGAAAAGCUCAGAUUUUAUUUUCUCUCACAUCACAAAGCAGCCAGAAUCGCUGUAUCAAAAUUUGAAACGAAGAGGUAUCAUUACGGACGAAGACUCUACAUUCGCAACAGCGGUUCGUGCGAUCGCGCUUGUUAUUAACAAGAUGGUUCAAAAAUCCAUUGAAAAGAGAUACUUUUGCAUGGAAGGUGUUAUUGCUGAUCUUGAUAUUGUUCUAAAAUGCAUCCAAAAAGAAGACAAUUCUUGCCUCUGUAGCUUUAUUCCUGGACAACACGAUGUACAAACAACGAUCUCUAUUCCUUUCGUUGUGUAUGGAAGGGAUUUGAUUAUUGAUGAAAUGAGCAAUCGUUUGCAAACCAUGAUUGACCUGAAUGUACCAACUUUAGUCAUGGUACGAGGAUAUUGCGGUGUUGGAAAAACAAGUAUUGUGCGAGAGUUUAGAAACAGAUGCAAGGACAUGAUUGUGUAUUUUGAAGCAAAGUAUGAUCAGAAUCAGAACAUCCCGUUUUUUGCCUUUACCUCCAUCAUUAGCUCUAUCAUCGAGGCUGUACUUGGGGAAACAGAAGAGUUUAUUUCUGAAUUUAAAAGCUAUGUUCUUGCAUGGCUUAGUGUUACACAGCUCGAGAUGCUUGGUGAAGCAAUUGCUAAUUUUAAUUUAAUAUUUCCUUCCUAUCAAGGCAGAUCUAGUGCAUUCAUUUGGAAGGAACACCAGGAAGCAGUCAAGUUAUUUUCUCAAGGAGUCAUUUGCUUGUUAAAAGCGUAUAAUCAAAUGAAGCACAAGCCUAUUACCAUUUUCAUUGAUGACGUACAGUGGACAGAUUUUGAAUCAAUGAAGUUGUUAAAGGAAAUGAUGGGGUUGGGAACCUGUGAAAUCUUUCCUUUGCUUUUGAUAUUCGCAUACCGAGACAAUGAAGUGAAAGACAACGACCACCAUCCAUUGAAUAUAUUUCUGGAAUCAGCUAGGUCAAUUGCUUCAAUAACGGACAUAGAGGUACCAGAACUAACUGAAGAAGAUUGCAAUUAUUUGGUCGCAGCAUCAUUACACCGAACUCCAAGAGACACUGAAAACCUAACGAAAGUACUGUAUUCCAAGACCAAAGGAAAUCCAUUCUUCUUGAAACAAAUGCUUGUUACACUCUUCCAGGAAGAAAAAAUAUUUUUCAACCGGACCUUACAAGCAAUUUCUUGGAAUUUGGAAGAAAUAGAUCAUGUGAAAUAUUCACAAAACGUCGUUGAUUUUUUAUUGAUUCGGUUUGAUUGUAUGCUCCCAGAUACUAAAAAAGCAUUAGCGUAUGCUUCAUGUAUUGGAUGCAAAGCCCUGUUUCAACAUUUGUUUCACUUAAUGAACAUUAAGAAGGAUGAGUACUCAGCUUUGGAGCUGAAGGAAAUUCUCGAUCACGGAGUUAAAGAAGGUUGGAUCAGCUACAUUGACUCUCAUACUUUACAAUUCAAUCAUGAUAGGCUACAACACGCGGCAAAUUCGUCAUUAUCAGAAACAGAAAAAGCCAAAACGCAUUACACUUACGGAAAGUAUCUUUUACAAAAGGUUAAGACUGGCGAAAUUACUCAAGAAGAGGUUAUAUUUGACAUUGUGGUUCAUUUGAACCACAGAUCUAAAGACCCUAAAAUUCUUAAUUCUCCAGAGAAGCGUAGACGCCUAUUAGAAUUGAACAAAAUGGCUGCCAAGAAAGCAUUAAGAAAUUGCGAAUAUGUGACCAAUGUUGAUUCUGCAAUCUCCAUCUUCAAUAUUGCCUUACAAAAAGCAAAAACCAGAUUACAUGUUUUUGAAGCUUGCUAUAAUCUAGAGAUGAGUUAUUUGACCCAAGGAAAGUUUGAAGCCGUGUUUGAAUUGUUGACGACACACAUUUUUCCAGCUUUUGAAGAACUGAAGUUUUUGACAGUCCCUUCUAAUCGAAAUGUUGAUGUUCUGCGAGAAUGGAUCGACAACAAGAUGAAAUACAUGAAAAAGAAUAUCAUUCCUAAAUUUACCAAAAAGGACGUUCUAGAAUUGCCUGAUAUGACAGAUCCAGAGGAUAUAUAUUUUAUACAAAUGCUUGCUCAGAGUUGUCCAGCAAUCUUCCAUAUGAAAUCACUGGACACCAUGCACACUCCAAACAGCAGAUUUAUUUUUAUGACCUGCAUGCUGAUAGGUAUGGAAAAAGUACUGAAACAUGGAUUGUGUCUGGAUGCUCCCAUUUUACUCGCCGUCUGCUCUCAUUUUUGGAGCACGUAUGAUAUUUGGCCUAGAAUGACAAUGUUUAUUGAUGCUUCGAUAGAGCUCUCACGAAAUCGGUACAAGAACCCACAACACUGGUCCUCAUGCCUCUUACUUAAAAUUAUGAGCUUUGCUUUGUAUCCAAACAUCAAUGCCUUGGAAGUUUGGAAUUUGAUUGAAGAAGCUUUUCUAUUGACAGUCAAGUGUAACAAUAGAGGAUACGGAGUGUUUACCAUAACAUAUUACCCCUUCUACCAUUUCUUUUUUGCUAAUUCUGAUAUCAAAACUUCUAUUGAGCUCAGCAAGCAAUGCAUUGCCAUUAUUAAGGAAAUUGGAAAUUGUGUCCUUCUAGACACCAGUAACAUGAUUCUUGAGAUGAAGAGAGUCAUUUGCGGUGAGACGGAGAGUUUUGACCCUCCAUACACUUGUGAUGUUAUUCACUAUCCCUUUUUUAGAUGUAUGCACUUCUUGUUUAAAGCAAUUUCUCUCUUUUUUCAACAGCAAUUGGAAGAGUCGUUUACAUGCAUUGAACAGACGUUUGAAUUUAAAGAAGAAGUAUUUGGAAUGUGUGCUGAGUGGGUUCUCGUUAUUUCUCAAGGUUUAGUAUGUUGUGCUUUUCAAAAGUAUAUUCUAUUGAAUCACAUACCCAAUCAAGAGGAGAGACUGCAAAAAAGUGACAAAAUUAUUGAUGACGUCCUGCAAAGAUUGGAAAGGCUUUGCCAAUGUAAUUCACUGAUUUUUCCAAGCCCAUUUGCAUUGAUCAAAGCAGAGAAGCUAUGGUGUGAAUAUUUACGGUUUGGACAUGACAACACUAGAAGCAUUAUCAAUUUGCUGACACAAAGUUUGACACUUGCCACCCAAGAAAGAAACCACUUUAUGGUGAAGUUUUGCAACCUAAAAUUGGGAGAGUUAUUCAAAGAUCUUAAUCUAUUUGACAGCAUUUCUGGAAAGUAUUUUUUCAAUGCAUACGAGCAAUUCAAUGAAAUGGGUGCAUCUCUUAUGGUUAACCAUAUUUGCGAGAAAUACAAGGAUCAAAUAGAUGCCUAUGAACGAGAGAUGGGUACAUCCGUAGCAUCGUCGACGAGCUCUUCCGAAAAAAGCGCCUCCACUGUCCAACAAGAAUUUUCAUUAACAUCCAUUACUAAGAGCAGAUUUGCAGAGAGCAACGAAGUUGACUUCAAAGAGAUAUUUAUUUCUAUUUUACCUUUGCUAAACGAACAUACUGACUCUAAUCGAUGUUGCCUACUCCUCAAAAGAAAUACUACACUAUAUCUAGAUGCAGAGCUUAAUGAUGAAUUAAACCCAAAAGUGAGCAUACUGCCACACCUAAAUCAUGAAGAGGCAUCUAUUGACAAAAUCGCUGAUAAAUUGCCUCUGAAAAUGAUAUAUAGGACAAUGCGAACGAGAUAUGAGCAAGUUUUUUCACAAUCUACGGAACUUGAUCCAUACUUUGAGAAUUCUCAUAUUGCCUCAGCAUUAUGUUUGCCAAUUAUUCGUGAAAAAAGUGUGAUUGGGUGCGUCUAUCUCGAAAAUAGAGAAAUCGAACACUCUUUCACCGUGGAAAAGAUCAACACUGCCAAGUUAAUCAUUUCAAUUAGUAUUGACAAUGCUAAAAUUUUCAGCUCUAUCAACAAAUCCUACGCUCGAUUUCUUCCAUCUGAAUUUUUAAAGCUCCUUGGAAAGAGUCAUGUGACCAAAGUGAGACUAGGUGACGCAAUCUCACGAGAAAUGACUGUUCUCUUUUCAGAUAUUUAUGGUUUUACAGAAUUAAUGGAGUCUCUUUCAGCCAAAGAAGGGUUUAGUUUCAUCAAUCGACUGCUAUUUAAGAUAGCACCGCCUAUUAGCAAGUAUGGAGGAUUCAUAGAUAAAAUAUUAGGCGAUGGUAUCAUGGCGCUGUUUCCUGACCCUCAAUCUGCGGUGAAAGCUUCAUUGGAAAUGAUAUUCGAGUUGGAAAAAUUCAACGCUGAAAAUGUAUACAGUGUAAAAAUGGGAAUUGGUAUUUCCAAUGGUAUGGUGAGCCUUGGAACUAUUGGAUACGAAGACAGACUCGAUGCUACCGUUAUUUCUGAUACAACCAAUGUUGCCUCGCGCUGUGAAUCAGUGUCCCGAUCAUUUAAAUCAAGAAUCAUUGUCACGGAGACUGUUAUCAAUGGUUCCAGUCAGAUAUCAGAUGCCUACAUUAUUUAUAUUGGAAAAUUUAUUUUGAAGGGCAAACAAAUUGCUCGAGAUUUAUAUGCCAUAAAAGGCAAGAAAUGGAAGACCAUGAUCCAAAACGAAGAUUUGUUCGAAAAAUCUACAAUUUCCCAAGUGGUGUCGUUAUUUCAAUCUAAAAAGUUCGAUGAAUGUCUUGAACUAACCAAACAAAUUAGGAAUGACACCACCACAAGCAAUCCUUUUGUGCUCGCCAUGUGUCGAUUUUAUUCACGGGCCUGUGACAUUUAUUCGAAUUGCAAACUUCCAGAGUCAUGGUCAGGAGAUAUUCGAUUAAGUAAGGAUGGAGAACCAAAACCAUAUUUUUUGGAAGAGAGUUAUUAUCACCCAUGA